This is a messenger RNA of Drosophila kikkawai, 1403 nucleotides long. RefSeq names its product comm2 (gene comm2). Gene Ontology annotation, biological process: axon guidance. NCBI's taxonomy places the organism in Eukaryota, Metazoa, Arthropoda, Insecta, Diptera, Drosophilidae. The record is from RefSeq and is a predicted model, not a curated record.
CUCCGGAUCACAAAUCAGUUUGUUUGUGGACUUAGAGGUAGCCGGUCGUGUUUCUGCUCCGAGAAGAGAGAAAGAAACGGAAAACGAGAUUAAGAACGAUCCGCAAGAUACAGUGAAAGUGUGCCGACACAGAUACGGAUACCUAGAGAUAGCUAUCUUACAAGAGCGACACAUAUAUAAAAGCCAGCCAUGGAGGGCCUGCCGCGAGCACUAAACUACGAGCUUUCGCACGACCUGCAUUUCGAUCACUACGCCGGCGCCGCCGCCCAACAGAUCCUCACCAGCGGACGCAGUUCCCCCGUUGUCGAGGCCUCCUCCACGCCCACAAUUAGCACGCUCGACGCACUGGCCAACAGUGACUUCCUUAAGCAGAUUGGCGCCCAAAUACUCAGCUCCAUUCAGCUGAAGCAUCACCUUCCUGCAAGAAACUCCAGCUCCAGCAACGCGGAAGAGAUCAUGGAUUUCGAUCUGGCCAACCGUGUGGUGCUGGACAGCAGCAGUGUGGAUCAGCUGCAGCAGCAGCUGGAGUACGACAAGUUCAUGAACGAGGUGUGGAUUGGCAUCGUCUUCACCCUGAUCCUCAUCUCGAUGGUGUUCUGCAUCUGCUCCUGCUUCCUGUACCAUCAGUUCCGAACCUGGAAGCGCAAUUAUCACAACAAUUCAAAUGGCUCAACGCAGUGCACCAUUGUGGACAUUGAGGCGUUGAAGCUGCAUCCGGAGGCCGAGGAUCCGGUGCCGGAGUACACUCUGGUAUCGGGUCUGCCCAGCUACGAGGCGGCUCUCGAGCUGCUGCAAAAGUCGCCGCAGUCAUCGUGCCUGAUUGUCUAUCCGAGUGUGUUCAAUGUGUUCAAUAAGCAGGAAAGGAGCAGCAGUAACAUCCAGGAGGUGCCCGUACAGCCUGCUGCCCCCACAGUUGAGAGCUUGGUUAGCCAGCAAACACCUCCUCUUCAGCUGUGUGAGGUCACCAUGCCGCUGCUGCCAGCAACUGCAACAUCAGCACCAUCAGCAGCAGCAAUAGCAACAGCAACACCAACAGCCGCCGCAACAUCGCCCACAUGCGAGACUAAGCCGAACUUUGUGUUGAUGCCAAUUGUGCCCAGUUAUGCAGAGGUAUUCGGCAGCUCCUACAAAACCGUCGACGAGAAGAAGAAAUCCAAGGCGAAAGACGAUUUCAAGCGGUGAAGCCUCAAACUCACGGAUACCGAGCCCAAACUGUGAUAUUUUCCUUCGUUCAUGCUCGAGAGAUACAUGCAUUAUAUAAUACUAAGCGCUGUGAUUAUCAAAAGACGUUACUAAACCGACAACAGAUUGUACUUAAUGUAACACUGAUUCCCAUAUUGUCAUUAGGGUUAAGUAGGCCACAAGCUAAUUAUUAAUAAAUUAUACAUGAAUUUAACAAACUA